CAGAUUUCCUUUAUAAUCCCUGGUACGGUCCAGAAUGAGGUUCCCAUUCCUCUAACACAGAUCAUCACUCUAUUAACAUGCAUUACUGGCGAGGAGUCAUCACCCAUUUGAGCAUUCUGCUCGCUCAGCCAACAUACCUGGCCCUUCGAUACAUAUCCAGACAUGACUUCGCUUACUCACCUUCAGUCUUGAAUCUUUUCAUCCAUGCAGUGGUGUGGUCUUACAUUGCUCUACGAAUCAGUGUGCCAUUCUUUACCUCGCCACUACGUCUACUACCUUCUCCUCCAGGCGAAAGGUUCCUGCUAUGCCAUCUAAACUUCAAUGGAGGAAGGCCUCCAACCACCAUCUUUGAGGACAUGAUCAAUAACACUCCCAAUGAUGGCAUCAUCGUUUUGUGGGGUCCACUCUAUCUCUUCCACGAAGUUCUUGUCACCCGCCCUGACACUGCCAUGGAAGUUCUCAACGCUCACAGUUAUGACUGGCACAAGCCAUCCGUCCUUAGGGAAGUACUACUUCGUAUCCUCGGUGAAGGCUUGGUCAACGUUGAAGGUGCCAAGCACAAGGCCAUGCGACGGGUUGUCGCUCCAUCUUUUACUGGCCGUCAGGUUCGCGAUCAGGCUCCCUUGUUUUAUGCCAAGGGCCUCGCCCUCGCAGAUGUCGUGGCACGUCGCUUGGGCCAGAAUCGUGAUGGAGAGCUUGACAUGAUGGCUCUGGCCUCUUCUGUUAGUCUUGAUAUCAUAGGAGCCGCCGCGGUGGGUAUGGAGUUCAACACCCUGAACGAUGAGCAGUCACAUUUAGCCAAACUAUAUCAGUCCGUCGCUGAGCCACCUCCUUUCUCCCUACUGGUCCAGGUUUUGUUCCCAAAGUGGAUGAUACAACGAGUCAAGGGUUCUGGCUUUGCUGCGACUCUAAAUGCACAAUCCCAGUUACGUGACAAGAUCCACGCUCUCUUGACAGAGAAGAAGAUCCACAUGUAUGAAGAUGAGUCUGCAAGUCAAAGCAAGGACAUCAUCGCCAGCAUUAUGAAGGCUGGAGAUUUUUCCGAGGAUUAUCUUAUGGGCCAAAUGCUCACUUUCCUGACUGCUGGCCAUGACACCGGCGCUUCCGCCCUCACUUGGGCCAUGUGGUUGUUGUCGUUACACCCUCAAGUGGCCGAUCGUCUACGACUGGAAUGCAACACGCAAAUAGGCGACAAGUCGCCCUCCGAGAUUAGCGCCUCCAUUUUUGACAACGACAAAAUGCCAUUCCUCACAGCUGUCUGUAAUGAGGUAUUACGUCUCUACCCUCCCGCGCCCAACUCACCCCGCGACGCCGCAGUCCCAACUACCAUCGGCCAUGUAUGCAUCCCCAAAGGCACCAGACUGACAGUAUCGUCUUGGGCCAUCAACCGAAGUCGAGCUAUUUGGGGCCCAGACGCGGCAGAGUUCAAGCCCGAACGAUGGCUGCAUGGCCCAAACGCCGCGAAUGGAGGUGCUGAGAGUCCACACGCGUUCCUGACAUUCUUACACGGUCCUCGCGCCUGUAUCGGCCAGAGUUUUGCCCGGUUGGAGAUGAAAUGUCUCGUGGCCGUGCUCAUGAUGAGAUUCCAUUUCGAGGUCGCGGAACCCGAUCGCAAAAUUGAAAUAGGCGGAUUUGUUACCAUCAAGCCCCAUGGCGGCUUGAAGUUCAAGGUGCGUGAUAUUAGAAACUCGGUCGAUGGAGCACAACGGUAGACAUUGGUAGUCCGUUACAAGUUAAUAUCGAACCAUAUCGUUCUCUGCUCUGCUUCAGAUCAAUUAGACCUCCGCUCAUUGAAAGAAUCCAGAUGAGAAGAGCAAUUCAAA
Messenger RNA from Exophiala mesophila, 1823 nucleotides. RefSeq lists its product as uncharacterized. The transcript is spliced from 2 exons. Gene Ontology annotation, molecular function: monooxygenase activity; heme binding; oxidoreductase activity, acting on paired donors, with incorporation or reduction of molecular oxygen. Lineage: Eukaryota; Fungi; Ascomycota; Eurotiomycetes; Chaetothyriales; Herpotrichiellaceae. The coding region runs from base 78 to 1712 and encodes 544 amino acids. The record is from RefSeq and is a predicted model, not a curated record.